Messenger RNA from Musca domestica (house fly), 2157 nucleotides. RefSeq names its product synaptic vesicle glycoprotein 2B. The transcript has 7 exons. Gene Ontology annotation, molecular function: transmembrane transporter activity. The record is from RefSeq and is a predicted model, not a curated record. Bases 296 to 1975 code for a protein of 559 amino acids. Lineage: Eukaryota; Metazoa; Arthropoda; Insecta; Diptera; Muscidae. Gene Ontology annotation, biological process: transmembrane transport.
CAAAGUUGCUCUUCGAGGCAACAACGCAAUCGACGGCGGCGAGUAAACAGAGAAAACCAGCCAAAAAUGAAAGAAGAAUAAUUAAUUUGUUUAUUUUCUAUAAAGAAAUAAGAGAACCCCGCGAACAAAAAGCAAAACAGGAACGGUGGAAAAUUCAUUGGUACUUGUCAUUUUGGCAUGGUGACAGAAAGAAAAAUUUCCCACGAAAAAAAACCACAACAAAUUAAAUUCAAAAUUAUUUUAGUUCAUUAAAAAAAAAAAAAAAACUAAAUUAAAUAUCGAUACCUUAACAACAAUGACUUCUUCAAAAAUAAAUGAAACUAAAAAUGCGAGUGAUGAUGGCGCCAGUGAAAAUUUACUUCCAAUUCAAACUUCAAAUGAUUCCACAAAGACAACAAAUGGUAAACUCAAGGCCUUGGAGGAGGCAAUAACAUUUUCAGAGGCUCUAGAAAGGACGGGUUAUGGCAAGUUCAAUUACUUGGUGAUAAUAGUAGCUGGUCUAAUAUUGGCCAAUGUCUUGCUGGAAACAUCGGCAGUGGCUUUUUACAUGCCCGUGGCCCACUGUGAUUUGGAGUUGACAAAUUUUCGCAAAGGUUUGCUGAGUGCCAUUGGUUAUGUGGGCAUGAUAAUCAGUUCACAUUUGUGGGGCUUUUUGGCCGACACCAAGGGAAGGAAGCGUGUUAUUAAGCCCACAUUAAUAGCGGGGUUUGUGGUGACGGUGAUUUCCAGUUUUGCCAUGGACUUUUGGACCAUGUUAUGUCUAAGGUUAAUCAAUGGGAUUUUUGUUUCCGGUGCCUCGGCCACCGUCUAUGCCUACAUCAGUGAAUUCCACACAGAUCGCACACGUUCCAAAGCAAUGAUGAUUGCUUCGUUCAUAUUCGCCAUUGGUGCCAUGUUUAUGCCCUUCCUUUCGUUUGCCGUCAUCAAUCGCGAAUGGAGUCUACCCUUGCCUUUUAUGGGUUUAGUUUACAAGCCAUGGCGUCUAUUUGUCGUUGUAUGUGGCAUCCCUGGCCUCGUGUGUGGCAUUGCCAUGUAUUUCCUGCCGGAAAGUCCCAAAUUUUUACUCUCCAUCAAUAAGCAGGAGGAGACAAAAGAAGUCUUACAAAAAAUGUACAAAGUGAAUGGUGGAAAGGAGAAAUUAGUGAUACCCCACCUUCUAUCCGAAGAAGACACCGAUGAAGAUGUUGAAAGUUCAAAGAAUAAAAAAUCAUACGGCAUAUUGAGCUUCUUACAAACCAUGUGGAAUCAAACGGUGCCGCUAUUCCAAAGAAAAUAUCUACGCUCCACGACAAUUGUGUGUAUAACACAGUUUUGGCUAUAUGUCAUCACGAAUGGUCUGUACAUGUGGUUUCCGUACAUCAUCAAUGCCAUGGGUGAAUUUAUGAAAAAUAAUCCGGGAAAAAAUGAAUAUCUCUGUGAAAUUGUCUACUAUAAAAAUGAGCAUUUGAAUGAGAAUGUAGAUAAUUCGACCAUCAUUGAUUGUCCCGAUAAACUGGAGAAUACCACCUACAUGUAUUCUCUGCUCAUGGAAAUCAUAUAUGUCUCAACAUAUGCCGUUAUAACUGUGAUAAUAAACCGCGUCAGCAAGAAAUGUAUAAUGGUCAUUAUGAUAUUGUCCUGUAGUUCCUGUGGUCUGGCCGCCAUUUGGCUACCCUACACCUCGAUAUCGGCCAUUUUGUAUGUGCUACUUUUUUUGGUGGGUAUAUCCAUUAAUGUUUUGGGUGCGGCUACCGUUGAUUUGUAUCCCACGAAAUUGAGAGCCAUGGCCAUGUGUGUCUCCCUGAUGAUGGGCCGCAUCGGCAGUGUCGUCGGUACGAAUAUUGUGGGUGCCUUGAUUGCCGAUAGCUGUGAAAUGACUUUUUACAUAUCCUGCUUUGCCAUGCUAUCCUGUGCUAUUUUAAUUCUAUUUUUACCACGAAGUAUUACAACAGAAACUACAGCAACAACAAAAGCGACUACCCAAGAAAAUCCCUAAGGGAUAAUUUUUUCCUAAAUAUUUUAAAAAAACACAACAAUGGGCGAGUUAGGUUACAAAUCUUCUCACUUGGAUACUUAAAAAAAAUCAGUGAUAUUUGGCCUCAAUAUACUAUAAUUAGUUAGUUCUUUUUUUACAUAAAUGAAUAUAUUUUUUCAUAGCUAUUACGAGUAGAAUAUGAA